AUGACUCUCUCUCGCGUCCUCCUCGUCACAAUCCAGGCCAUCGCGAAUGGUCUCGUCUGCACACCGCCCAACCCAACGCCUCAAAAGCAACGCUACCACACUGAGCAGAUGUACAUCCUCCAGAUAGCGCCAUUUAUAUUCAAGUGCCACCAAAUAAUCGCCUACUGUUGCGCCGCCUUCGAGAUCCUCUAUUACCUCUCCACAACCCUGGCGCCAUCACUCGCUCCGAGCCUUCUCAAAGCCCCUCUCUCUCCUUACGCCCAAUCCACGCUAACAACCCUCACCUGCCCGCUUCAACGCCCCGGCACCACUGCGCCCCCCUACCUCAGCACAACCCCUACCCUCUGCCUCGGCGUUCUCGCAGUCGCCUUGGGAGCCUACAUCCGGCUCGACUGCUACAAGACCCUCGGGAACCUCUUUACCUUCGACCUCACGCUCGACCCGCACCACCGGCUCAUCACGACGCGCUUCUACCGGUACGUCCGGCACCCGGCGUACACAGGCUCAAUGCUGCUCGUCGCCGGCCUGACGCUCGCGCACCUCACGCAGGGGAGCUGGAUGACCGAGUGCGGGCCCCUCGCGCGGAGCAGGGUCAGUGGGGUUGUUGUGUGGGCGACGUGGUGGUUGUGGACGUUCUGUUGUGGGAUUAGCAGGGCGGACGCGGAGGACAAGCAAAUGCGCAAAGUGUUCAGGGAGGAGUGGGAUACGUGGGCGAAGGAGGUGCCGUGGUGGUUCUUGCCUGGCCUUGUUUGA
Messenger RNA from Cyclocybe aegerita, 753 nucleotides. The record is from the annotation of a GenBank genome assembly. NCBI's taxonomy places the organism in Eukaryota, Fungi, Basidiomycota, Agaricomycetes, Agaricales, Hemipholiotaceae.